CGUAAAUACCCAGAGUCUCUUCGUCUGUGAUUCGUAGAGCCCGGCAGCUUCACUGGUACCCUACUUGUCGUAGACAUUCCGGUACUAGUCUCUUGCAUUGAUUGAGACCCAAGUGAACCAUUUAACUCCUCAAUCUUGUUGCUACGACCGUUUUUCAUGUCUUCUUAUACUACCCCAUGGAAAAUGCCCAAACCCGUCGCAAACGAGAACUUUCUCCCGCCCGUGGGGUCUCUUGCCAUCAACAACCUCUUCUCUGUCCGGAGCAAAAAUGUCGUAAUCACCGGGGGCGGAUCCGGUAUCGGCGCUAUGAUCGCGGCAGGCUUUGUGGAAAACGGGGCAAACGUGCUAAUUGGCAGCCGGAAGGACACCAGUGAGUACGCGGCAGCGCUCACCGCGCACUACGGUCGUAGAACAAGGAAACCCCCAGCGACGAAAGCCAGUCACCAUGCUACCGGCUCGGCCGCGAAGUUGCAAGUGAAAGACGAGGAUUCCUUUAGCCAAGCGGCAGCACAGGAAAAUGUAACUGUUUCCGGCAAGUGUUAUUCCCUGUCUGAUAUAGACAUCUCGAAGCCGGAAAGCAGGCAAAGAAUCCGCGCUUGGUGCGAGGAACAUUUCAACAACCGGGUGGAUUGUUUGGUCAACAAUGCGGGCACGAAUUACAACGCAGAGUUGGAGAAGCAAGAUGCGAAAAUGUUCUCAAAGGUCAUGGAGUUGAACGUCACAGCGCAGUUCUUCUUGAUCCAGGAGUUGCUUCCUUUGCUGAAAAAUUGUGCUUUUGACAGAGUUCUACAGAGGAACAACUUGUCUUCUGCAGCUUGGAUUGAUAGAGGAAAUAAAACUCAGUGCGACAGCACAUUAGUUUUGCCGCGGGAGCUACUGCUUCGCGAUGAGUCGACUACUACAAUGAAACCGGUGGACUCAUCUUCUUCAGCUUCUGCUUCUAUCAUCAACAUCACGUCGGUCAACGGACUGCGGAUCCCGGGCAUGGAGACCUACAGCUACCAGGCGAGUAAGGCCGCUCUGAACCACUUAACCGCCAGUUUGGCGUCGAAAUUGGCGGUCUACAAGAUCCGGGUCAACAACGUCGCGCCGGGCGCGUUCCCGAGCAGAAUGAUGCGCGGGACUAUUGAUUUUGUCGGAGAGGAAAAGUUGGCGAAGCGGAUGAACAUUCUCGGCGAUUUCGGAAAACCGCGACUCGGAAAACACGCGGAUAUUUGCGGCGCGUGCUUGUAUUUGGCAUCGGAAGCGGGAGCGUGGUUGACCGGAACGACGGUGGUGGUGGAUGGAGGGAGUUUGGUGAAGACGGGGAUGAGUGCUGGGGAGGCGGGCGGGAGUGGGGAGAAGAUGAAAUCAAAAAUGUGAAAGCAAGCAUUGCUGCCGUGUGAGAGGAAAGAACAACUUCCAAACGGUUCGACAUGACCAUCAUCAACAAACAAAUAAAAGCAUUGCUGCCGUGCAGUUUACAGCUUUCAAGACAUAUUUUUUUCCUUUUUAUAGAGUCCGCUGGGCCUUUUGUG
Molecule: messenger RNA, 1517 nt
Organism: Amoebophrya sp. A120
Lineage: Eukaryota; Dinophyceae; Syndiniales; Amoebophryaceae
Source: the annotation of a GenBank genome assembly